AUGACCGCCAAUGCCUGCUCCAUAUAUGAAGAGGAGCAUUUCAUUGAUAAGUGCCCCAAAUUCAAGCAGUUGUCGCCGGAAAAGAGGAAGGAGUUCGUCGAAAAGAAGUACCUCUGCUUCAACUGCUUGGGGAAGCACUCGAUUCGUGCCUGUAGAACCACGAAGACGUGCGUUGUGUGUCACAAGCGUCACCACUCGAUGAUCUACAUCACACGCCGUCAGAAUUGUCCUCUGGAGACAUCUCAACCAGACCAGUUGAAGUCUCAAGAUAGUCUUGCUGUAAAGCUAGGUUUGUUGAAGUCUCCAGCUUUGCUACCUGUCGUUGGUAUUGGUGGAUCAAGGUUAUUCUCAAAGGAAUUCUCUCAGUUCUGUCUGAAAUCUCUGCACUCAGGCAAACAUCUUCAGAUUAAGGCCUAUAUUCUUGACCAUCUGACAUCAUCGUUGCCGUCGUUCUCAGUCUCGGAUACUCAAGCUUGGGGACACCUCGAGGGACUGAAGUUAGCUCAUCCGGAAUCCAUGGAGCCAAGACCUAUUGACCUUCUCAUUGGCGCGGAUUUCUUCGGAUCAAUGGUGAAGCCACACAUCAUCAAAGGGCCUUCAGACUCCCCUAUAGCAAUGAACGCUAUCUUUGGUUGGGUAGUACUAGGACCUACUUCAGCGGCGAUUCCAAUGGUGACCACCUCUAAUCACAUUGCAGUCAGCAACGAGGAACUCUACGACCUUCUCACUUCGUUCUGGCUGCAGGAGGAGGCCCCAAAAGCCGAAGAUAUUGAUCUCACGAAAGAGGAGGCAGAAUGUGAGCAGUUUUUCCAGCGCACCCAUUCACGAGACAGCUCAGGGCGCUAUGUGGUUCGCCUGCCUCUUGCACGUUCUCCGACAGAGCUUGGCGACUCUUAUGGUCGGGCUAAAGCGUGUCUCUCCAGCCUGUUCCGGAGAAUGGAGAGGGAUCAAUGGACCCUUCAGCUAUAUAGUAUUUUUCUCAAGGAGUACGAAGAUCUCGGACACAUGGUGCGUGUUCCAGCCUUAACUGGUUCGGGGAAUGCCGGGAGCUUGAAGUUCGGCUGUCGAUCUGAGGGGAUGACCUUGGCACAUGGGGCUUCGGCUUCAGGAGGGUUGAGGGUCCCUGAGGAGAAGCAGUCGGCUCGUGUCUCCACUCGGUGUUCUGCUCAGAGGCAAGCUCAUUCGUCAACUCCAAUGUACUACUUUCCUCAUCAUGGUGUUCUCAGGGAAAGUAGGGAAACAACGAAGCUGAGGGUAGUCUUCAACGGCUCUAGUAAGACCAGCUCAGGGGUAUCUCUCAAUGACAUCCAACACACUGGAGCCAAACUGCAGAAGAAUAUCUCUGACGUGCUGCUCUCCUCCAGGCGGAGCAAGUACAUUUUCAUGACGGACAUUAGGAAGAUGUUCCGUCAAAUCAAGGUGUAUCGUGAGGACUGGCAUCUUCAACAGAUUCUGUGGCGGGAUUCUCCAGGUCAGAUCAACACCUACCAGCUCACCACCGUGAUCUACGGGACUAAAUCGGCCCUAUUCUUAGCCUGUAGAGUUCUCAACCAACUGGUCGCGGACGAAGAACAUCGUUUUCCUCUAGCAAUCUCUCCGUUGACCAGUGGAAGAUACGUGGACGACAUCUUUGGUGGUGCUGGAGAGGAGAGUGGUCUUCUAGAAGUCUCCAAGCAAGUGAGGUGUCUUUGCUUAGCUGGUGGUUUCCCUCUAACAAAGUGGCAUUGCAAUAGUCCGUCUCUACUCAGAUCUCUGAAUCCAGAAGGUGUCUCUCAGGAUCAUAAGCUGCUAGAGGAUGCCAUCACGAAGAUUCUUAGUCUGAAGUGGGAUCCAAACACAGACCAAUUCAAGUUCUCAAUCCAUCUUCCGGCGAACUCAAAGGUGACGAAGAGGAAUAUGUUGUCUGAGAUACCUCAGUUGUUCGACCCUCUGGGUCUGAUUUCUCCUGUGGUGAUUAGGGAAAAGGCUCUCCUACAGCGUCUCUGGAUUGAGAAGCUGGACUGGGAUGACGCGCUCUCACCACACAUCUCGGAUAAGUGGACCCAAUUCCGUAAGGAGCUGUCUCAGGUCGAAAAUAUCUCCAUUCCUCAUUGGCUCGGAGUGAGGAAGGAUGCUGUGGUGGAAAUACACGGGUUCUCAGACGCAUCGCAAACAGCGAUGGCGGCAGUUGUAUAUGUGAAGGUGAUAAGCUCGGAUGGCCUGAGUGUCUCUUUAGCUACUGCUAAAACCAAGGUGGCUCCUCUCAAGCAACUCACCAUCCCGAGACUUGAGCUCAACGCCGCAGUCAUGGUGGAGUACGUGCUCAGCAACUGA
Molecule: messenger RNA, 2313 nt
Organism: Diachasma alloeum
Lineage: Eukaryota; Metazoa; Arthropoda; Insecta; Hymenoptera; Braconidae
Exons: 2
Coding region: 1-2313 (770 amino acids)
Source: RefSeq, a predicted model, not a curated record